Angiostrongylus costaricensis is the source of this 987-nucleotide messenger RNA. The record is from the annotation of a GenBank genome assembly. Lineage: Eukaryota; Metazoa; Nematoda; Chromadorea; Rhabditida; Metastrongylidae.
AUGGUUAAAAAACGAGAUCAAGGCAAAAAUCCGAAGCUGAAGCAAAAACCAGGUUAUGGAGUGGUUAAGAACAGGCACACAUUCAGAGGAUCAAACCAUAGUAUGAACCCAGAUCGACCAAAGGAUGCCAAAAACACACAUCUUCGUUCCAGGGCAACGAUCAAUAGAUUGCGGAUGUAUAAGAGUUUCAAGCCAAUACGAGACAAGGAUGGGAAGAUUCUCAAAGCGGCGCCUUUCCAAGGAUGGUUAAAGUCUGGCACUGUUGCGCGAGUAGAACCUAACAGGAAAUGGUUUGGUAACACUAGAAUAGUGGGACAGGAACAAUUGCAGAAAUUCCAGGAAAACUUAGGAAAAGUCUUGCAAGAUCCUUUCCAAGUUGUAAUGAAACAAACCAAGCUUCCAAUCAGUUUGCUACAAGAAAAGGCCAAGCAACAACGGGUUCACAUCACUGAUACCGAAUCUUUCGAGUACACAUUUGGAAAGAAGGCUUUAAGAAAGAAGCCCCGAUUGUCGUGUGAGACACUUAAAGAAAUGGUCACUUCUGUCGAGAAACGUGAGGAAAUAUAUGACUCAGCAAAAGAUCGAGAUCUGCAUGUGGAUAACUGCGACCUAAUUCGUGAGGAGAAUCCGAAUCCCUUGUUUCGUGCGGGUCAAAGUAACCGCGUUUGGGGAGAACUCUAUAAGGUUUUGGAUUCAUCAGAUGUCGUCGUACAAGUGAUAGACGCACGAGACCCUCUCGGAACACGUUGUAGACAUGUCGAAGCGUUUCUGCGGAAGGAAAAGCCCCAUAAGCACUUGGUCACGGUUAUAAAUAAGGUGGAUCUGGUUCCCACCUGGGUAACGCGUAAAUGGAUUGGAGAGCUUUCAAAAGAGAUGCCAACAAUAGCUUUCCAUGCAUCAAUCCAACACUCGUUUGGCAAGGGAUCUCUAAUAAACUUACUUCGUCAAUUUGCAAAACUCCACACUGAUAGGCAACAGGUGAUAUGA